Heterotrigona itama is the source of this 1055-nucleotide messenger RNA. Lineage: Eukaryota; Metazoa; Arthropoda; Insecta; Hymenoptera; Apidae. The record is from the annotation of a GenBank genome assembly.
AUGUCUGCUGGGACAGAAUUAUUAUCCACAGCGGAACCACAUCUUAUUCCAGGGUAAAUAGCACAAUGUUUACCCAUCAAACAUAAAGAGAUAUAAAUACAUUAUCUGCGAAAGCGUAAUAUAUUACACGUUUUCUAAGAAGUGUUGCACAAGGAAAUAUUUAAAUCUAUUACCUCUUAUACUUUCAUACAUCCUGCUAGGUUUCUCCCGUUAUAUUUUCAUAAAAGUUCGUUUCAGAUAUGCCGGAUACUGUCCUCAAUAUCGCUACAGAUGUGGCGAAACGUAUGCAAGCCUGACGCACAAAUUACUUCUUGAUCCCACAGUAAAUCAUGCGGAAACUCUCAUUUUGUCGAACCGUAUCACCGACGAUUACGAAGAUUUACUCCAAAGCUAAUGGCCAGGAAUGGGCAGAGAUACACGGUGCUUGCUACAGAGGGGCUUGCCGAAUUUGAACGACAGCAAUUGCAGAAUAAAGCAGCUCUUAAUGAAGUUAAAAAAAUUAUAGCCACGCAAAGUGGACAGGGCGAGCCAAGAAACUUGGAAGACCGUUUGCUCAUAAAAAGUGAGUACAAACUACCUAUGCUAACAGUUCGACCUGAUUGCGUGGGUGUAAUGAGGAAUUUAUUUUUGGACGAGCAACACGAAACACCCAGAGAUCACUCCCCAUCCCCUUACUUCAUGGACAAUGCAAACCCACGAAAACACUUUAUGAGUGGGUAUACGGGUUACAUACCGUACGGAUAUGCGCAUUUUGGAAAAACAAACGUUGCCGCUACAAAUAGUGCCCUUUGUGAUUUUACAUCUGAGUAUCGAAAGCGACAAAGUACAGAAUGGGCACCAGUAACAAUAUCACGACCUGAUCCGCCACUCAUAAUUCAACCCACUACUAUUUAUCACAAACAUGUUGGCAUGCUUCCAAAUUAUCUCGGGCAUAUCCCUGGAGAAACGUUCAGAUUUGGCAAAACUUUCGGAGCUGACACCAAAGAUGCGAAAAGAUGGCUCCGUGGCGAUUUCUCUGCAUAAAACACGAUGUACGAUAAUCUCAUGAAUAAUAA